Molecule: messenger RNA, 2288 nt
Organism: Euleptes europaea (tarantolino)
Lineage: Eukaryota; Metazoa; Chordata; Lepidosauria; Squamata; Sphaerodactylidae
Gene: KCNC1
Product: potassium voltage-gated channel subfamily C member 1
Exons: 5
Coding region: 52-1785 (577 amino acids)
Biological process (GO): protein homooligomerization; potassium ion transmembrane transport
Cellular component (GO): axon; voltage-gated potassium channel complex; dendrite membrane
Molecular function (GO): protein binding; delayed rectifier potassium channel activity
Source: RefSeq, a predicted model, not a curated record
GUGCGCUGCGCUCCUUUGGAUGAGUCCACGACAUGCCUGAUAAGAGACGAGAUGGGCCAGGGCGAUGAGAGUGAUCGCAUCGUGAUCAACGUGGGAGGGACCCGGCACCAGACUUACCGCAGCACCUUGCGCACCUUGCCCGGCACCCGGCUGGCCUGGAUCGCCGAGCCGGAUGCCCACAGUCACUUUGACUAUGACCCCCGCACGGAUGAGUUCUUCUUCGACCGGCACCCGGGGGUCUUUGCUCACAUCUUGAACUACUACCGUACGGGGAAGCUGCACUGCCCGGCAGAUGUGUGUGGACCUCUGUACGAGGAGGAGCUGGCCUUCUGGGGCAUCGAUGAGACCGACGUGGAGCCCUGCUGCUGGAUGACCUACAGGCAGCACCGGGAUGCCGAGGAGGCCCUUGACAGUUUUGGAGGGGCACCUCUGGAUUGCAGCGCCGACGAUGGAGACGCAGAUGGCACUGGUGACUCAGGUGAUGGCGAGGAGGAGUUGGAGAUGACUAAACGCCUGGCGCUGAGUGAUUCCCCAGAUGGAAGGCCCGGGGGCUUCUGGAAGAGGUGGCAGCCCCGUAUCUGGGCACUCUUUGAGGAUCCGUAUUCCUCCAGAUACGCAAGGUAUAUUGCAUUUGCCUCCCUGUUCUUCAUUCUGGUUUCCAUCACUACCUUUUGCCUCGAGACUCACGAGAGAUUUAACCCCAUUGUUAACAAGACAGAGACGGAAACUGUUGGGAACAGCACCCAGGUGCGCUUCUAUCUGGAAGCAGAGACGGAGGCUUUUCUGACCUACAUUGAAGGAGUCUGUGUCGUCUGGUUUACCUUUGAGUUCCUGAUGAGGGUUAUUUUCUGCCCAAACAAGAUGGAAUUUAUCAAAAAUACCUUGAACAUCAUCGACUUUGUGGCCAUUCUGCCUUUCUACCUGGAGGUUGGACUCAGUGGCCUGUCUUCCAAAGCUGCGAAGGAUGUCUUGGGCUUCCUGCGAGUUGUCCGGUUUGUUCGGAUCCUGCGAAUUUUCAAGCUGACCCGCCACUUUGUAGGGCUGCGGGUUUUGGGACAUACCCUUCGUGCCAGCACAAACGAAUUCCUGCUGCUCAUCAUCUUCUUGGCAUUGGGCGUCUUGAUCUUUGCCACGAUGAUUUACUACGCUGAGCGAAUAGGUGCUAAACCCAAUGAUCCUAGUGCCAGCGAACACACACACUUUAAAAAUAUCCCCAUUGGCUUCUGGUGGGCUGUGGUCACCAUGACUACCCUGGGCUAUGGAGACAUGUACCCUCAGACUUGGUCAGGCAUGCUGGUGGGGGCCCUCUGCGCUCUUGCAGGUGUGCUGACCAUCGCCAUGCCUGUGCCCGUCAUUGUGAACAAUUUUGGAAUGUAUUACUCCUUAGCUAUGGCUAAGCAGAAGCUACCAAAGAAAAAAAAGAAACAUAUCCCACGGCCGCCCCAGCUGGGAUCCCCCAAUUAUUGUAAAUCUGUCAUAAACUCGCCACACCACAGUACUCAGAGCGACACAUGCCCGCUUGCCCAAGAAGAAAUGUUAGAAAUGAACAGAGCAGAUCCGAAACUGAAUGGGGAGGUGGCCACGGCGGCGCUGGCAAAUGAAGACUGUCCCCACAUAGACCAGGCUAUGUCACCUGAUGAGGGGCUGCCCUUUACCCGUUCUGGCACUCGGGAGAGAUAUGGACCUUGCUUCCUCUUAUCAACCGGGGAAUAUCCCUGCCCGCCUGAUGGAGGAAUAAGAAAGGCACUCAAGUUAAAACUCCAGCACAAGCAGCAGCAUAAAUGAAUGGAAUGGCCACCACCCAUGAAGAGGGAAUCUUUGCAAAGAAAGGCCUGUCAUUGCUAAAUAUAUGCCAACAGAGGCAGUCAAAGUGACUUGACAUGGAGAGAAGGAGAUGGACAUUGAUGGCUUAUAAACAUCUGGGUGGAACUGUGCAGGCAUAGAAGACCUCCUCAUUUGGACAAAGUAAACUCACUCCAUGCAAGUUUGCAGGAUGAUUCUGUGUGGUUUCAGAGAUAUAAGUAGAGAUGCAGGCUUUUUCUAUGGCCAAAAUGUAACAAAUGGUAGAAUAUUUUUUUGUUGUUCCAUAGCAUGAAUUGCAUGAAGAAGAAGAAAAACAAAAAACUCUGCAAUUGUAUGAGUAACUUUAAAGGGAGGGGGGAAAGGUAAAGUGAUAUAUUUUCUUUCAAAGCUCUUUACUUUUACAUACAUUGUAGUAGCCAAAAUGUAAAUGUUCUAAAAAAUGUACAUUCCUUUGCUAUUGAUUGCUUCUUUUUGUAUACAAGAGA